Messenger RNA from Ctenocephalides felis (cat flea), 5152 nucleotides. RefSeq names its product ATP-dependent helicase brm-like. Gene Ontology annotation, cellular component: nucleus. Gene Ontology annotation, biological process: positive regulation of transcription by RNA polymerase II. NCBI's taxonomy places the organism in Eukaryota, Metazoa, Arthropoda, Insecta, Siphonaptera, Pulicidae. Gene Ontology annotation, molecular function: ATP-dependent chromatin remodeler activity; transcription factor binding; DNA binding. The record is from RefSeq and is a predicted model, not a curated record.
CUCCAUUGUAUUGAAAUUUACGCUUGUAGUGCUAUUUUCUUGUGUAGUAAAAUGAUUAUAUUGAUAUAAAGCUGAAUUGAAGUAAAUAAAAUCAUGGCGAGCCCUUCGCCCCCAAAGCAGCCCUAUGCCGCCUCCUCAGGCUCCAAGUCCUAUGGGACCACCCUCACAAAGUCCGGCACCACCGCCUUCUCCUCACAGUCCUUACAGCCAAGGUCCUCCACCACCGCAGCAACAACAGCAACAAGGGCCUCUGCAACAGCAGGGGCCACCUCCACAACAAAUGGGACCAAAUGGAAUGGGACCGCAAGGGCCACCUCCAAAUGGAGGACAUAUGGUUCCACCACAUCCACAACAGUUCGGAGCUCCUCAGCAUCCUAAUAUGCCACCAGGUCAUCCUGGCGGUCCAAUGGGUCCGGGACAACCUCAUCCAGGAAUGCACGGCAUGCCGCCUCAAGGACCACCUAUGGGCUAUCAUCCGAUGCCUCAACAUCCUAAUCAGGGGCCAAGUCCAGGGCCAAUAGGUCCACCACCUCCACAAGGACCUCCUCAAGGUCAAGGUCCGCCCAUGCAGCACGGUCCUCCGCCUCCGCACCACCAGCAACCGCCUCCCGGAAUGCCUCCAGGACCACCAAAUGCACCACCUCAACAACAGGGACCGCCAGGACCUCCUGGACCAGGGGUUCCACCUCAGCAACAAAUGCAAGGACCACCGAUGCCACCACAAGGAGGUGGUCCUAUGCCUCCACAGCAGGGCGGCGGACCGCCUCCUCCUCAAGGGGGCCCUCCACCACCGCAGGGACAGGAGAAUUUGAGCGCUUUGCAGAGGACUAUUGAUACUAUGGAGGAGAAAGGAUUACAGGAAGAUCCACGUUACGGUCAACUUCUGGCCUUGCGAGCUAAGUACGGUCCACAAGAUCCUUCAAAACAACCUUUCAGUCAGAAUCAGCUCGUGCAAUUAAGAGGUCAAAUAAUGGCAUACAGAAUGUUGGCCAGGAAUCAACCAUUGAACCAGCAACUUUUGUUAUCCGUCCAGGGUAAAAGACCAGACGGAGUAAAUCCUCCGCAAUGUCCGACACCUCCAAGCAGCCCGUUUCAACCUGGACAGUCUGGACAACCUCCGGCACAGGGUCCGCCACAGAUGCCAGGUCAACCUCCAAACAGCCACCAGCCUCAAAUGAUGCAACCAGGAAUGCCUCCUCAGCAAAGAAUGAUGGGACCCCAUCAGCCGAUGGGACCAGGGCAACAACAAAUGGCACCUGGACAACCAGGAGCACAGCCUGUGGGACCCCCGACACAAAAACAGAACAGGAUCACCACUCUUGCUAAACCUGUCGGGCUGGACCCUGUUUUGCUGCUUCAGGAGAGGGAAAACAGAGUUGCUGCACGCAUAGCUCAUAGGAUUCAAGUUUUGAGCAACUUGCCGACGACUAUGCCGGAAGAUUUGCGCCUACAAGCUCAAAUCGAGCUUCAAGCUUUACGUGUCAUCAAUUUCCAAAGACAGUUGCGCAGUGAGGUUAAUAUGUGUACAAGACGUGACACGAUGCUGGAAACUGCUGUUAAUGUUAAAUCUUACAAAAGAACCAAACGUCAAGGUCUGCGUGAAGCCAGAGCCACUGAAAAGUUGGAGAAACAACAAAAAAUGGAAGCCGAAAGAAAACGAAGACAGAAACAUCAAGAAUUUCUUUCUUGCGUACUGCAACAUGGCAAAGAUUUCAAAGAAUUCCAUCGUAACAAUGUUGCAAAGUUGGGUCGUCUCAACAAAGCUGUUAUGAAUUAUCAUGCUAAUGCUGAACGUGAACAAAAGAAGGAACAGGAACGUAUCGAGAAAGAACGUAUGCGCAGGCUUAUGGCUGAGGACGAAGAAGGUUACAGAAAACUUAUCGAUCAGAAGAAAGACAAGCGUCUUGCAUUCUUGUUGUCACAAACUGAUGAGUACAUCAGCAAUCUUACGGAGAUGGUCAAGAAUCACAAAAUGGAGCAGAAGAAGAAACAGAUUGAGGAGCACAAGAGGAUCAAACGGAAGAAGAAGCGCAAGAUGAUUGAAUCUGGUGAAAUCGAUCCUGAUGAGAGCUCUCAGGCAUCAGAUACAAGAGUGUCGGUGAUUGAAAUCAAUACUGGAAAGACUCUGAAGGGCGAAGAGGCUCCUAUGCUCAGUCAGCUGCAUGCAUGGCUCGAAAGUCAUCCUGGAUGGGAGAUUAUCGAUUCUGACUCUAGUAGUGAUGAAGAAGGAGACAUGGAAGGAGAAGCUAAAAAGAAAGAAGAAAAGACAGAUGAGGAGAAAGCUAAAGAGGUUAUCACGAAAGCUAAAGUUGAAGACGAUGAAUACAAAACUGAAGAACAAACUUAUUAUAGCAUUGCGCAUACUGUUCACGAAAUUGUUUCUGAGCAAGCAUCUAUUAUGGUUAAUGGUAAAUUAAAGGAAUAUCAAGUGAAGGGUUUAGAAUGGCUUGUGUCCUUGUUCAAUAACAACUUAAAUGGUAUCUUGGCUGAUGAGAUGGGUCUUGGUAAAACUAUCCAAACGAUUGCUCUCGUCACAUACUUGAUGGAGAAGAAGAAAGUCAAUGGACCGUUCUUGGUUAUCGUGCCGUUAUCAACUCUCUCGAAUUGGUUGUUGGAAUUCGAGAAAUGGGCCCCCAGCGUGGCCGUGGUCUCCUACAAGGGCUGUCCAGCCGGUCGACGCGCCAUCCAGAGCCAGAUGCGCGCCACCAAAUUCAAUGUCCUUCUCACCACCUACGAAUACGUUAUCAAGGAUAAAGGAGUCCUAGCCAAGUUACCCUGGAAGUACAUGAUCAUCGACGAAGGUCACAGAAUGAAGAACCAUCACUGCAAAUUGACUCAAGUCCUAAACACCCAUUACUUGGCACCACAUCGACUUCUGUUGACCGGAACACCUUUGCAGAAUAAGUUGCCCGAGUUGUGGGCUUUGUUGAACUUCUUGUUGCCCAGUAUCUUCAAAAGUUGCUCCACAUUCGAGCAAUGGUUCAAUGCUCCCUUUGCUACCACAGGAGAAAAGGUGGAAUUGAACGAAGAAGAAACUAUUUUGAUCAUCAGGCGUCUGCACAAAGUGUUACGUCCAUUCUUACUUCGCAGACUUAAAAAAGAAGUCGAAUCUCAGCUUCCUGAUAAAGUUGAAUAUAUCAUUAAGUGUGAAAUGUCCGGUUUGCAAAAAGUACUUUACAGGCAUAUGCAGAGUAAAGGUGUUCUGCUUACUGAUGGUUCUGAGAAGGGAAAUAAGGGCAAAGGUGGAGCUAAGGCUCUGAUGAAUACCAUUGUCCAGUUGCGUAAACUUUGUAACCAUCCUUUCAUGUUCCAACAUAUCGAGGAGAAGUUUGCUGAUCAUAUGGGGUCUACUGGAAUCACAAACGGUCCUGAUCUGUACAGAGUUUCUGGUAAAUUUGAGUUGCUCGACAGAAUUCUACCAAAAUUGAAGUCGACUGGACACAGAGUUUUGCUUUUCUGUCAAAUGACACAAUGUAUGACCAUUAUCGAAGAUUAUUUGAUGUGGAGACAGUUUCAUUAUCUAAGAUUGGAUGGUACAACGAAAGCAGAAGAUCGUGGUGACCUUUUAAAGAAAUUCAACGAUCCCAAAUCUGAAUACUUCUUGUUCUUGCUCUCCACUCGUGCUGGUGGUCUCGGUUUGAAUUUACAAUCUGCUGACACCGUUGUCAUCUUUGACUCUGAUUGGAAUCCUCAUCAGGAUUUGCAAGCUCAAGAUCGUGCCCAUCGGAUCGGUCAAAGAAAUGAAGUGAGGGUUUUACGUCUGAUGACAGUCAACUCUGUCGAGGAGAGAAUUUUAGCUGCAGCCAGGUACAAGUUGAACAUGGACGAAAAAGUCAUCCAAGCCGGUAUGUUCGAUCAGAAAUCAACUGGAUCAGAGCGUCAACAGUUCUUGCAGAGUAUUUUGCAUCAGGACGAAGCUGAUGAAGAGGAGGAAAAUGAAGUGCCGGAUGAUGAAAUGAUAAACUUGAUGAUUUCAAGAUCCGAAGAGGAAUUGGAAAUCUUUAAAAAGAUGGAUGAAAAACGCAAAGAGGAAAACAAAGGUGGCAAGAGUCGUUUGAUUGAAAUUUCAGAGUUGCCGGAGUGGCUGGUUAAGGAAGACGAUGAGGUUGAAAGAUGGACCUAUGAUGAAAAUGAAGAUAGCAUUCUUGGAAGAGGUUCACGUCAAAGGAAAGAAGUUGAUUACACGGAUAGUUUGACCGAAAAGGAGUGGCUCAAGGCCAUCGAUGAUGGAGCAGAAUAUGAAGAAGAGGAAGAGGAGGAGGAAGAAAAGGAUCUGAAGAAGAAGAAAGGACGCAAACGAAAAAACAGAAGAAAUGAUGAUUCGGAAGGCGAAUCACCAGCUCCCGCCAAACGCAAACGAGGUCCCCAGCCAUCAGGAUCGAGUAGCAAUUCUGGAAAAUCAGCAGACCAAGUUUUGAGGAAACAGAUGAAAAAGACCAUGAACACUGUCAUCAAAUACACAGACGGUUCGGGAAGAAUUCUGAGUGAACCCUUCAUGAAACUACCGUCCCGCAAGGAGCUGCCACACUACUAUGAAAUAAUUCGUAAGCCAAUGGACAUCAAAAAGAUUAUGCAACGAAUUGAAGAGGUUAAGUAUGCAGAUUUCAACGACUUGGAGAAAGAUUUCACACAGCUUUGCCAAAAUGCCCAAAUCUACAAUGAGGAGGACUCGUUGAUUCAUAAAGACAGUGUGGUGCUACAAGCUGUGUUUGCUAACGCUCGACAGAAGUUUGAGAACCAAGAUCAGAGCAAUAGUGGAAGCGCUUCAACUUCCAGAGUUGCUACACCCGAUAGUGAAAAUGAAGAUGAUGAUGACAAUGCCUCAGAUGCCGACUCUUCUGUCAAAAUGAAAUUAAAGCUGAACAAAACCAAGAAGACACCAGGACGCAAAAAGAAAAUCUCAAAGAAGUAUGCCAUCUCGGAUGACGAUGAUGAUGAAGUAGAUUAAUUGUAACAUUAUUUUUAAGUAAGAUUUUAAUUAAAUAUGUAUGUAUAUUUUUUGGGAGUUAGUAAUAAUGGAUAGAUUAAUAGUAGUAGGUUUUAUAAGUUAGAUGGACAAGUAUGCAGAAUUUUACUAAAUUUAACGAGCCUUUGUGGCUAUUUAUUUUAAUGGAAGGAUGAUAUUUAAUGAUACUAAUUGAUUGAUUUUAUU